Molecule: messenger RNA, 1636 nt
Organism: Homalodisca vitripennis (glassy-winged sharpshooter)
Lineage: Eukaryota; Metazoa; Arthropoda; Insecta; Hemiptera; Cicadellidae
Product: probable RNA polymerase II nuclear localization protein SLC7A6OS
Exons: 7
Coding region: 204-1130 (308 amino acids)
Biological process (GO): developmental process
Source: RefSeq, a predicted model, not a curated record
UCAUGCUUGACAAAUAAUGAGAAUCUCUAAUACUUUUUCGUCUAAUUCUAAUUGACAGUGUUGACUUGAAGGAGUGAGUGUGGGGUAAUAUUGAGCAAGCACGUUACGGUUACUGAGUUGGAUGGAAUAAAUAUUGGAAGAAAGCGUGUCAAUAUUAUUUAAAACAUUUUUAAAGGGCAAUUCCUAAGUCGAACAUUAGUGUUAUGGCAGUUGUACGUGUUAAACGCCAUUGUAAUGAAGAACCAAUUGAUGCAUUGCUUUUAGCUUGCAAAAGGAGAAAGACUGAAAAUGAUAAUUUAACUUCUGUUUUCAAGUUCGCUGCAACAGUUGAUAAUCAGGAUGAGAAUGUUUACAAGUACAUUCCCAAGGCCUAUACGCUUGAACAAGCGGAAUCAUCAUAUAAAAAACACAAAAUCAGCAACAUCACCGACAAACUCAGAGCCGAAAACAGACUUUUCUCCCAACACAGUAGGUUGAAGGUAGUGAACUGCUUUCGUGCCCUGAGCGAGACUGACAGUUUAGAGGAUGGAACGACGCAGACUGCCAGUGAUCACAGUCUGACGAUUGUCGAUAUUGAAAGCCUUCCGACGACCAGUUCUGAAUCGUCCAAACAUUCAACAAUAUCUGAAGUGGACCUUGAUAAAAAACCCGAGAAGUAUGUGUAUGACAUCUACUACGCUCCUGACUGUAAACUCGAUGAGAAGAUGAUGGAUAAUCCCAUCAGCUGUCAUCCUCUGGAUGACUUAGUGUUUGAAGACUAUUCUAAUGAGGUGUACGAUGUUGAAGAAGAAUCAGAUGAUUCGAAUGAUGAAAACAACUGGAGAAACGAUUAUCCAGAUGAGGAUCCUGACAGUAUCGGAGAAGAUGACAUGAAGUUAGCCUGUCAGCUGGGAGGCUUGAAUAUGAGUGAUACUCACUCCUUGUCAUCGGACGCAGGCGAGGAAGAUCUAGUCUACGGGAUAGAUGAACCAGAGUGUACCGUCGGCAUCGACUCAAGUGACGCUGACUUUUACGGUUACGGCUAUGCAGCAUACAAGAAAAGAGUGGUCCAAGACCUCGACUCUGAUGCGAGUGAAAACAGUGACUUUUACUUCUGUGACAGUGACAUCGACAGUGAUCGGUCGUCGUAGUUUUUUUAUUUUAUGUGCCAUUAAGUCUUUAAGUUGUAAAUUUAUACAGUAUUUAUAGUUUAUAUUUUGUACAUAAAGUAUUUACAUAAAAUUGUGGUUUUUUUAUUGGUUAUUUAAAACUGAUAGCCAUUCAUUGGUAUAAGCACACAUCAUUAUGUCAGAUAUGGUUCAGUUAAUACAAGCCCAUUGAAAACAUUUGGGAGCCAUUCACAAUUUGGUCAUUAUCUAAAACUUUUAAUUUGCUGUACAAAACUUUAAUGUGUUUUUUUGUAACCAAUAUAUUUCUUUUGUAAAGAGCCAUAGUUAUCUUAUGAAUAACGUUUUUUACAAUUAAUGUAUAUUUUAUACAAUAUUAUUUAGGAAAUGUAAUGCAAAAAUAAUAAUGAUGUACCGGUACAUAAAAUGUUCUGAUGAAAUCAGCCCAGCAAUGUUCAGUCAUCACACACCAGUUUAAGCCAAAAUAAAAAGCCAUUAAAGUUACUGACAAAAUACAAUGUCAAUUGUAA